Molecule: messenger RNA, 585 nt
Organism: Eurytemora carolleeae
Lineage: Eukaryota; Metazoa; Arthropoda; Copepoda; Calanoida; Temoridae
Product: mucin-5AC
Exons: 5
Coding region: 53-511 (152 amino acids)
Source: RefSeq, a predicted model, not a curated record
AAUGAUUUUUUGCUUUCAAUAAGUGUUGAUUUAAGAAAAUUUGUUUUAGAAAAUGAGAUUGUUGAUCUUAACCCCGCUAUUCUUCAUAGGAGUCUCAGCUUCUGCUGAUAGAGAAGGGAAACUAUUUUUAGUAACUUCUACUACAUCAACAACAGUCUCAACAACAACAUCGAUUUUACAGACAACAACUACAUGCUUUGCACUUACAGCCAUAACAAAAGCGUGUAGACGUAAAAGAAUGAUGAUGACUAAUGAUCCUAUCAGUAAAGCUGAAGAUACAAUUGAAAUCAGUAGAGUUAAAAGGAAGGUGGAAGACUCUAUUGAUGUGGACAGCGUAGAAGGAAGUCAGAUGAAAGCUGGAAAUCGUAAUGCAAAAUUCUUCUGGUACUACAUGACAACAACAACGACCAGUACUUCAACAUCAACAUCAACAUCACUCAGUUACACAGCCACCUAUUCGAUCAGUCUUUCUGGAUGUACCCCUGCCGCCACCUUCACUGCUUGCGGAUAAACUUAGAACUUAUUUUUAACUUUUUGUUAUAGUUUUAAUCCUUUUAUGUUUAAAUAAACUCUGUUACCUUGUUA